UCCGUUUCCGGUUCUCUUUCGUCCAGCAGCACAGCAGAGGGAGGAAGAUGGCGGCGGCCCAGUCCGACAGAGACCCACCGUUUCUUCUAGGUUCUGAGUUCCUGAACUUCUCCGCCAAAGACACCGCGUUGCGAUGGCUGGUGUCGGCCAACCUACAGCAGGAGGUGUACCAUCACCUUGCUGUGUAUGUACCCAGGAUCCUUUGCCUGGGGCCCAGUGGAGGGAGCAGCAGGGAGGAGCAGAAGGAGGAGCAGAGGGAGGAUCUGGUCUCUCAGAUGCUCCUCCUGGCUCCUUUGGAGUGGCUCCUGCUGGGUGAGGAGCCGGCCUCAGGCCUGGCUCUCCUUCAGGAGAACAACCAGCCAUCACCUCUGUGUGGACACGUGUUCAAGGUGGGAGAGCCCACCUACUCCUGCAGGGAGUGUGCAGCUGAUCCGACCUGUGUGCUGUGCAUGAAGUGUUUCCUGGAGAGUAUUCACAAAGAACAUCGGUAUAGGAUGACUACGUCAGGUGGUGGAGGCUUUUGUGACUGUGGAGAUGCUGAAGCCUGGAAGAAAGGUCCAUACUGCCAGAAACACAAGCCUACCGAAACCAACAGAGACACAGAGGAGGAUCCUGUAUCUGUGCUGCCUGCUGAUAUGGUCGCUCGUGGUUUCAGCAUCUUUUCAAUCCUCCUCAAGUACGCUGUGGACAUGCUGACCUGGGAUCAGGAGAACCAACUACCUGAAGGGCUGGAGCCACCGGCCAGAGAAGACACCUACUACUGCAUGUUGUUUAACGAUGAAGUGCACACAUAUGAACAGGUCAUCUACACGCUGCAGAAAGCCGUCAACUGCAGCCAGAAAGAAGCCGUCAGCUUUGCCACCACCGUGGACAGAGACGGCAGGAAGUCAGUUCGCUAUGGAGACUUCCAGUUCUGUGACCAAGCCAAGUCUGUUAUAGUGAGGAACACCAGUCGUCAGUCCAAGCCUCUCAGGGUGGAGGUGAUGCACUCAUCUGUUGUUGCUCACCAGUGUUUUGCUCUGAGGGCUCUAAGCUGGUUGGGUCAGAUUAUUCAGUACUCUGACGGCCUGAGGAGGAUUCUGUGUGAGGUCGGCCUGCAGAAAGGUCCAGAAGGAGAGUACUCGUCUCUGGUGGACAAACUGAUGCUCAAUGACUCAAAGAUGUGGAAAGGAGGAAGGAACAUCUACCACCAGCUGCUGAUGAACAGCCUCCUCAUGGACUUCAAAUACAAGAAGGUCUUUGCCAUCCAGUUUGCCAAGAACUACAGACGCCUUCAGACAGAUUUUAUGGAGGACGACCACGAGCGAGUGGUGUCAGUGACGUCACUGUCUGUUCAGCUCUUCACCGUCCCAACCAUGGCCCGGAUGCUGAUGGUAGAGGAGAACCUUAUGACCACCAUCAUCAGGACCUUUGUUGAUCACCUCCGUCACCGAGACCUGCAAGGACGCUUCCAGUUUGACCGCUACACCGCCCAGCAGGCCUUCAAGUUCGGACGAGUCCAGAGCCUCAUCGGAGACCUCAAGUACGUUCUCAUCAGUCAUCCGUCUGAGUGGAGCGAACAGCUCAGACUGAAGUUUCUGGAAGGUUUGGAUGCUUUUCUGGAGCUGCUCAAGUGUAUGCAGGGUAUGGACCCCGUGGUGAGACAGGUGGGGCAGCACAUAGAGAUGGAGCCUGAGUGGGAGGCAGCAUUCACUCUGCAAAUGAAACUGACUCACAUCAUUUCCAUGAUCCAAGAGUGGUGCUCCACUGAUGAGCGAGUGCUGAUUGAGGCGUACAGGAAGUGCCUGGGCGCGCUCAGUCAGUGUCACAGUGGCCUUCCAGACGGCGAGCAGCCAAUCAGCUUGAGUCUGGCCAGUCACUGUGUGGAGACCUUCAGGUACCAGGUGUCUCAGGACAAGGUAUCCAUACACCUUCCUGUCUGCAGACUGCUCGCAGGUCUUCAUGUUCUUCUCAGCAGGACAGAAGUUGCGUCGCGUUUCCCUGAACUGCUUCCUCUGGGGGAUCUCAGCCCUCCCCUCUUGAUCGAACUCCCCCUCCGCUGUCUGGUCCUCUGUGCCCAGGUGCAUGCUGGGAUGUGGAGGAGGAAUGGCUUCUCCCUGAUCAACCAAAUUUAUUAUUAUCACAACGUCAAGUGCAGAGUGGAGAUGUUUGACAAGGACAUUGUGAUGCUGCAGGCUGGAGCCUCCAUGAUGGAUCCUAACCACUUCCUGAUGAUUCUUCUCAGCCGAUUUGAACUCUUUCACAUCUUCAGCUCCACAGACUGCAGAAAGAGAUACAGAGAGGCUAACAAGGACGUGGUCCAGCAGAACAACACUCUGAUCGAGGAGAUGCUUCACCUCAUCAUCAUGGUUAUCUGUGAGCGUUACCGGUCAGGUGUCGGCCAGGUGGAGCCCUUUGAUGAGGUCAGAAGAGAAAUCAUCCACCAGCUGUCAAUCAGACCGAUGGCUCACAGCGAACUUGUGAAGGCUCUGCCAGAGAAUGGGAACAAGGAGACGGGUCUGGAAAGAGUCAUCGACAGUGUGGCUUCAUUCAAGAAACCAGGUGUGACCGGCCGAGGUCUCUAUGAACUACGUCCUGAGUGGAACAAACACUUCAACCUGUACUUUCAUCACUACAGCAGAGCCGACCAAUCCAAGGCGGAGGAGGCUCAGAGGAAGCUAAGGAGACAGAACAGAGAGGACACAGCCCUCCCCCCCCCAUCCCCACCUCCUCUAUGUCCUCUGUUCGGCAGCCUGGUAAACCUGCUUCAGUGUGACGUGCUGCUGGCUGUCCAGGGCGCAGUGCUGCAGUGGGCUGUGGAGCCCAGUGGGGGGUGCUGGACCGAGUCCAUGCUGCAGAGGGUGCUUCAUCUGGUGGGUGUGGCUCUUCUGGAGGAACAGCAGCAGUUGGAGUGCAGCAGCAGAGACCUUGACAUCACCUUUAACUACACUUGCAAGAUCACACGUCCCGGUGAAGCUCCCAAUACUUCAGGAAGUGUCCUGGCUCUGUUGGAAAGUCUUCAGAACGCUCCUCAUCUGGAGGUUCACAAAGACCUGAUCACUUGGAUCCUUAAGAUGGUUGCAAACAUCAAAAGGAUGAGAGAACAAACGUCGGCCUCCUUCACCGUCAACAUUAGCCAGGACCAAGGAACAGAGGAGACGGUGAGAGACAAGGACAAGGCGGAGAGGAAGAGGAAGGCAGAGAUGGCUCGUCUCAGGAGGGAGAAGAUCAUGGCUCAAAUGUCUGAGAUGCAGAAACAUUUCAUCAACGAGAACAAAGAGCUUUUCCAGCAGAGCCUGGAGGAGCUGGAGGCAUCUACGUCUGCUGCUGCGGCAGAGAGCAGUCCUCCCAGUUCAGAAUCCACCUGUGUUUCACAGGUUUGUGUUGGUCCCAGGAGAGUGGGCAGAGCUGAGCACCGUCAGCUGGUGACGUGUAUCCUCUGCCAGGAGGAGCAGGAGGUCAGAGGUCAAGGUAGAGCCAUGGUGCUGGCGGCCUUUAUCCAGAGGUCUACGGUUUUGUCUAAAAACCGUCAUCGUAACCUACCUGACCCAGAGCGUCAUGAGGCUGUGUUCAUGCACCCUGACCUGUCACUGGGCAUCCACACGGCCAGCUGUGGACACAUCAUGCACGCUACCUGCUGGCAGAGGUACUUUGAGGCGGUGCAGUUGAAAGAGCAGAGACGUCAGCAGCGUCUUCGAGGUCACACCAGCUAUGAUGUUGAGAACGGAGAGUUCCUGUGUCCUCUGUGCGAGUGUCUGAGCAACACUGUGAUCCCUCUGCUGCCCCACACACACUCACCUGACCACAGGGUCGAUCAUCCCAGUCUGGAGGCGUGGCUUAAAACAACCAAUCAGCAAAUAGCAGCACUCCACUUCGCCCACAGGAAGCUGUCUAAUGGUGUAGCAGAGGGGGCGGAGCCUGCUGUUUCUGAUGGAUUCAGAGUGGACUUCAUUCCACAGAACCCGUUUUCCAGCAGCAUCAGGGAGAUGAUCACAACCUUCGGGAUGUCAACCUACAAGGUGGGACUGAAGGUGAACCCCAACGAGCAGGACCAGAGGGUCCCGGUGCUGAGCUGGUCCACCUGCGCCUACACCAUCCAGAGCAUAGAGCGCCUCCUGGUGGAUGAGGACAAGCCUUUGUUUGGAGGUCUACCUUGCCGACAGGAUGAUUGCUUAAGCGCACUCACCAGAUUCAGCUCCGCCUGUUGGACUGCAGCUCCACCAAUAACAGUUCAGUCCCACUUCAUGAGGUUGCUAGCAGCCGUGGUUCCAGACUCUGAGGAGGAAAACAUUCCAUCUAUCCUCGACAUCGACAUGUUUCACCUGCUGGUCUACAGUGUGAUGUCAUACAGCUCAGUUCACUGUCUGGACCAAUCAGGACAGAGAGUGGUAGACUCCUCCCACCUCCACCUACUUCACCUGGUCACUGUGGCUCAUCUGGUUCAAAUCCUGCUAACUUCCACAACAGAAGAGGUGUGUAUGGAUCAGGACAGUAGCGGAUCAGAGGAGGAGGAGCUUACCAGCCGUCUCUACAACACGCUGAGGAAACACCUGGGCAGUGUGUUACCCGAGGUGACGUCUGGCUGGCAGCUCUUUCGUUGUCUUAAAGUUGGUUUCCUGCCGUUCCUCCGAGCCGCCGCCCUUUUUUUCCACUACUUGAACUCUACGACGCCACCUGCUGACCUGCUAGUUGCAGGUCCUAGUCAAUGGGAGGCGCUGUGCAGCUUCCUCAAUCUGCCCUGCAACCUGCUGCAGCUUCACCAGACCCAACACACACUGCUGGAGCCGUUCAUACACAGGUGGUGUUGUCAUCCGGCUGUGAGACAGAAACUGCAGGGGGGGAGGGACAUAAUCAGUUUCCCCAGAGAGUCAAACCGACUGAUCCAACUGCCUUGAAGAUUAACAGCGUCCGGAUCCAAACAGGCAUUCCAGCUUCAUGUCAGUACACACUGCAAAUACA
Molecule: messenger RNA, 4938 nt
Organism: Gasterosteus aculeatus aculeatus (three-spined stickleback)
Lineage: Eukaryota; Metazoa; Chordata; Actinopteri; Perciformes; Gasterosteidae
Source: RefSeq, a predicted model, not a curated record